Molecule: messenger RNA, 1871 nt
Organism: Seriola aureovittata
Lineage: Eukaryota; Metazoa; Chordata; Actinopteri; Carangiformes; Carangidae
Gene: wdsub1
Product: WD repeat, sterile alpha motif and U-box domain containing 1
Exons: 13
Coding region: 122-1582 (486 amino acids)
Biological process (GO): protein ubiquitination
Molecular function (GO): protein binding; ubiquitin-protein transferase activity
Source: RefSeq, a predicted model, not a curated record
AGGCAUAGUGGAAUUAUUUUAUUGAUGAGAGCUGAGGGUGUCUGCAGUGAAGGCCUGGGAGAGCAGUCACAGACUUCAGGCAGUCAUUGACUACAAAGGAUUUUAUAGACCGGCUCUCCAAAUGACGUCACUGCUUUGCACUUUACAUGACCAUCUAGAUGAUGUCAACUGGUGUGCCUUCUCCGCCAAACUGUUUGCCACCUGUUCUGGGGACAAAACCCUCAGGAUAUACAACACCAGUGACUUCUCAGAGCUGUCGUUCUCACCGCUGUCAGGACAUGGCUACAGCGUCCACUGCUGCUGCUUCAGCCCCUGUGGGCAGUUUCUCGUUUCGUGUUCGACUGAUGCAACCACGGUGGUCUGGUCCAUGGUCACAGGUGAGAUCGAGGCCGUCAUGGAACAUCCUGGUCGCAGCCCUGUGAGGAUCUGUGCACUCUCUCCUGACUCUAUUCACAUGGUUUCUGGUGCAUCUGAUGGCACUUUGGCUCUGUGGGAUUUCCCCUCCAAACAGCUGCGCAGGACCGGGGCAGUGAAUGACACAACAAUGGUAGCCUGCUCCUUUAGCCCCUGCAGUCAGGUCUUCAUGACCGGCUCCACCUAUGGAGACCUGCGUCUGUGGGACCUGAACAUGAACCAGCUCCAUGCAGAGAAGAAUGCCCACGACCUGGGGGUCACCUGUUGCACCUUUGCUCCCAGCAUCCUCAGUGGUGGUCAAGUCGUGCAGUUUCGUCUGGCAUCCUGUGGCCAAGACAGUCUCCUGAAGAUCUGGGCCAUUAAUAAGUUCAGCUCUGGAGCCUAUAAGAUGCAGCGCCUGCACACAUUAACUGGCCAGUCGGCUCCAGUCCUCUCCUGUGCGUACUCCUCAGAUGGGCAGCUGCUCGUGUCUGGCUCUGUGGACAAAACUGUUGCAGUCUAUGAUGCAAAAAAUGCAGUUUUGCUUUACACACUGAAACAGCAUGAGAGGUACGUGACAGCAUGUUCCUUCUCUCCAACUUCACCGCUAAUUGCUACAGGAUCAAUGGAUAAGACUGUAAACAUCUGGAGGCUGGAGGACGGAUGCAGUGGCCAUGGCGGGAAGUCAAUGUCUGGGGAGUCUGCUCUGACAUCAGGUGAAGGGAGAAACUCAGCAGGCCGAUUGAAGCUGCUGGUCACCGAUUGGUCGGAGGAGGAUGUGUCAGAGUGGCUGGUGGAGGAGGGCCUCGAGCGAUUGGUUGACAAAUUCAGGGCCAACAACAUAGAUGGGACAGAGCUGCUCAGUCUCACCAAGGAAACACUGGCGUCAGAGCUGCUCAUAGAGUCCGUAGGCCUGCGCAAUAAACUCCUGAGGAAAGUGGAGGAGCUGAAGAGUGAGUCAGCCUGUUCAGGCAUUCCUGAUGAGUUCCUGUGUCCAAUCACCAGAGAGCUGAUGAAGGAACCAGUCAUUGCUGCUGAUGGCUACUCAUAUGAAAGAGAGGCCAUUGAGAGUUGGAUCAACACCAAGAACCGAUCCAGCCCUAUGACCAACCUCCCUUUACUGACGACUCUACUCACCCCUAACCACACCCUGAAGAUGGCUAUUGGCCGCUGGAAAACUAGCCACUAGCCUCUGAAACACCUCUGACCUGGUGUGCCCCAAAUGUUUCACCUAAAUCAGACAGAAAGCUGAAUACACUGCUCACAGGGAUCCCACACCAUUACAGGGACAGGUGUGUCUGAUUGUUUUCCAUAUGAGACGUCUGCACGCUGUGGGGCUUUCUUUGGUGGCACUCAUUUAUAAAGCUGCAUUAAGCAAUUUUUGAAAGUGGGGUUACUAAGUGCUGAUUUAGUAGGGUCCCAAAACCUAUGCACAUGCCAUAGUUACUGUUCAACUUUUUACAGUUUUUUAAGUUCAU